Plasmodium gaboni is the source of this 261-nucleotide messenger RNA. RefSeq lists its product as hypothetical. The transcript has a single exon. The annotation marks the transcript as partial. The record is from RefSeq and is a predicted model, not a curated record. Lineage: Eukaryota; Apicomplexa; Aconoidasida; Haemosporida; Plasmodiidae.
UUCCGAAUAUUUUUACGACUGGUUUUAUUAGAUAAAGAAUGUGGAAUUGAAAGAGGUUCUUUAAAUGAGUUAAAAAGGUGGGGUAGGGAGCAGAUAUUAAAAAAUAAGGAAUUAUUAAAUGAGUAUAUAUCAUAUAGGGAAGUAUUAAAUGAGUAUACAAAAAUUUUAAGAGAGAGUAAAACGGGGCAUUUAGAAUGUAACAUUGAAAAGGUGGCUAACCAUGUUGGUUUAACAACAAAAAGGAUGAGAAAUAAAGAAUAG